AUGACUGGAAUACCUGGCAAGAAGAAUAUUGGAGGAGAGAGAAGUGGAGGACAUCCAAAGGGAAUACAACCACUCAAUACAAAUCUCCCACCAAUGCCACACAUGCAUCCAGUAACAUCAGACUCAUCAAAUCAUUUAUAUGCCACACGAAGAAUAUGGAUCAAACGUAUCAAUGGGACACCCACGACUCUUAUCAUUCAUCGUAACGAUAUAAUAGAUGACUUGAAACUGGCUGUUACAAAUAAAUUCCCCAACACAUUAGGUCGAUAUUUUGACCCGGCGGAUUUACUCAUUAAGAUGGAUUUACUGACAAGGUCACCAGCGAAUGCAAAUUCUCAAAAUACCCCUAAGAGAAUGGCCGCUUCAUCAACGGGGAAACUCUCCCCUGAUCCUACGCAUAAGAGUCCCAUAACAUCACCAUUCCCACAAACUCAAGCAAAGAACACACCUCCUUCAAACUAUCUCUACAUCAAUUUAGACCCGGAUCAAAACGUAUGGAAUUUGUUGGACUAUUAUUAUCCUAAUGGGAUUAGUUUGAGUGAGGCACUUGUUGUUGAUACUCCUACUCUUGCUCCAUAUGUCGAUCAACAGUAUCACGACCAACAGGCUCAAAAUCCUCCACCUCAACAUCCACAACCUCAACAUCCACAACCUCAACAUCCACAACAUCCACAGCCUCAACACCCUCAACCACGUAGACAUCAAUAUACCCCACAUGUUCCUCAAGCGAAUACUUCUCAACAACAUCUUACAGUACAGAAUAAUAAUAAUGCUAGUACUAGAUUGGAAUCUCCGCAGGAACUGGCUACUGACACGCCAGUUUACUUCCAACCAAAGCCACAGAAUCUUUUCCUCAAUAAGUCACUUGCCAAUAAUACGACGUCAAUUGACCAAUUGGUAAAGGAUAGAUCUGUGUCGCCAUCCACUGUAAAUACAAGGGCUUCUCCGGGUCCGAUGCAUAGACGAGCACAUUCUAACCCUCCACAAUCACCUGUCAAUUACUCAGUUGGUAUGAGUCAAAGUAACAAUUCUAGCGCUGCAAAUAAUCAAGCAAUCUUACUUUUACCCAAAAAUUUUUCAUUAGCAUCGGGAGGAUCUAAUUCCGAAAAUAAUGGGUCAGGGAUAGAUAGGGACAAGAAGCGGUUAUCAUUAGAUUCCGGGUAUGCUCGUAAGAAUAGAGGAAGCUUUUCGUUAAAACCAUCUACUCUGGGUACGAACAUUACUAACAUAGGUAUGAGUCUUACUUCUCCAACUUCUGGACUGACAUCAUAUUUAUCUAUUCCAGAAAAGCAAGACAAAAAUGAUGUCAAUGACGAUAAAAAGGAUAAGAAGUCGACCAAGGUCGAAACAUCUACCGAAGAUUCAAGGAAGGUGGCAAAGUCGACACCUGUGGAUACCAAAACUGAAAAAUCAAAUGAAACUCAAUCUAAUAAUAAAGCAGUUAGUAAGCCAUUAUUCAAGACAUUAGGUGGCAAAGGAUCUGAUAAUAAAUCUAACAAUGCAAAUGGACAUGUGAAAUCUAAAUCCGCUACUGAACGGGUCCUUCCAUCUAUUUCAGUACUUGUAGUGGAAGAUAAUGCCAUUAAUCAAGCUAUUUUAGGGGCAUUUUUGAGAAAACACAAGAUUCAUUACCAAAUUGCCAAGAAUGGACAAGAAGCAAUUGAUAAAUGGAGAAAGGGAGGAUUCCAUCUUGUUCUUAUGGAUAUUCAAUUGCCCGUUAAAUCUGGUAUUGAAGCCACUAAAGAAAUCCGUCAUUUGGAAAAAAUUAACCGAAUUGGGGUAUUUGCACAGAAUGAAAUUCUUGUAAAUAAUCAUUAUCCAAACCAAUCAGAAUUGAAAGAAGAUGAAGUAUUAGACUUAAAUGUAUUUAGAUCACCGGUGAUUAUUGUUGCUUUAACUGCUUCCUCAAACUCGUCAUCUGAUAAGCAGAAGGCAUUGAUGGCUGGAUGUAAUGAUUAUUUGACUAAACCAGUUAAUUUGGUGUGGUUACAAAAUAAGAUUACUGAAUGGGGAUGUAUGCAAGCAUUAAUUGAUUUUGAUGGUUGGCAUAAAAGAGGUGGUAAUGGUGAAACAGAGAAGAAAACUAUAAAAAGUUUUGUACCACUGCAACAUAAUGAGAAAGGCAUGAUAUUGGGUGGUGUUGCUCCACGAGAGAUAAAGAGUUAG
This is a messenger RNA of [Candida] anglica, 2166 nucleotides long. The record is from the annotation of a GenBank genome assembly. Lineage: Eukaryota; Fungi; Ascomycota; Pichiomycetes; Serinales; Debaryomycetaceae.